AUGGCUGGUGAAACCUUCGAGUUCCAGGCUGAGAUUUCUCAGCUUCUGUCCCUCAUCAUCAACACAGUCUACUCCAACAAAGAGAUCUUCCUAAGAGAACUCGUCUCCAACUGUUCCGAUGCCCUUGACAAAAUCCGAUAUGAAGCUCUUUCAGACUCAAGUAAGCUCGAGUCAGGAAAGGACCUCAGAAUCGACAUCAUCCCAGACAAGGAGAACAAGACUCUCACCAUCCGCGAUACCGGUAUUGGUAUGACCAAAGCUGAUCUCGUCAACAAUCUCGGUACGAUCGCACGAUCAGGUACCAAGCAGUUUAUGGAGGCACUCACCGCCGGUGCUGAUAUUUCCAUGAUUGGACAAUUCGGAGUCGGUUUCUACUCUGCAUACCUUGUCGCAGAUCGUGUCACCGUCGUUUCAAAGAACAACGAUGACGAGCAGUACAUUUGGGAAUCUUCAGCCGGUGGAACCUUCACUCUUACACCAGACACUGAGGGAGAGGACCUUGGACGUGGAACCAAGAUCAUUCUCCACCUCAAGGAGGAGCAGCUCGACUACCUGAACGAGGCCAAGAUCAAGGAGGUCAUCAAGAAGCACUCCGAGUUCAUCUCAUACCCCAUCUACCUACACGUCUUGAAGGAGACCGAGAAGGAGGUUCCUGAUGAGGAUGCGGAAGAGAGCAAGACCGAGGAGGAUGACGAGAAGAAGGCGAGAAUCGAGGAGGUAGAUGAUGACGAGGAAGACAAGAAGGAGAAGAAGACAAAGAAGAUCAAGGAGUCCAAGAUUGAGGAGGAGGAGCUCAACAAGCAAAAGCCAAUCUGGACACGAAACCCACAAGACAUUACCGCUGAGGAGUACGGUUCUUUCUACAAGUCCCUCUCCAAUGACUGGGAAGACCACCUUGCAGUCAAGCACUUCUCCGUCGAGGGUCAACUCGAGUUCCGCGCCAUCCUCUUCGUUCCAAAACGUGCUCCAUUCGAUCUUUUCGAGACCAAGAAGACCAAGAACAACAUCAAGCUCUACGUCCGCCGCGUCUUCAUCACUGAUGAUGCCACUGAUCUCAUCCCUGAAUGGUUGAGCUUCGUCAAGGGUGUUGUCGACUCCGAGGAUCUUCCAUUGAACUUGUCCCGUGAGACUCUUCAACAGAACAAGAUCAUGAAGGUCAUCAAGAAGAACAUCGUCAAGAAGGUUCUUGAGCUCUUCCAGGAGAUCUCUGAGGACAAGGAGAACUUCGACAAGUUCUACACUGCUUUCAGCAAGAACAUCAAGCUGGGUAUCCACGAGGAUUCCCAGAACAGAGCUGCUCUCUCCAAACUCCUCCGAUUCAGUUCCACCAAGUCUGGAGAUGAUAUCACCUCCCUCUCCGACUACGUUACCCGUAUGCCAGAGCACCAGAAGAACAUGUACUACAUCACCGGCGAGUCCCUCAAGGCUGUUACCAAGUCGCCAUUCCUUGACUCCCUCAAGGAGAAGAACUUCGAAGUUCUCUUCUUGGUCGACCCAAUUGAUGAGUACGCCAUGACCCAGCUCAAGGAGUUCGAGGGCAAGAAGCUCGUCGAUAUUACCAAGGAUUUCGAGCUUGAGGAGACUGAUGAGGAGAAGACCACCCGUGAGGCCGAGGAGAAGGAAUACGAGGGUCUUGCCAAGGCUCUCAAGAACGUUCUCGGUGACAAGGUCGAGAAGGUUGUGGUCAGCCACAAGCUGAUUGGUGCUCCUUGCGCCAUUCGUACUGGUCAAUUCGGUUGGUCAGCAAACAUGGAGCGUAUCAUGAAGGCACAAGCUCUCCGUGACACAUCCAUGAGCUCUUACAUGUCAUCGAAGAAGACCUUUGAGAUCUCUCCACGAUCACCGAUCAUCAAGGAGUUGAAGAAGAAGGUUGAGGCUGACGGAGAGAACGACCGAACCGUCAAGUCAAUCACCCAACUUCUCUUCGAGACAUCCCUCCUUGUUUCUGGUUUCACCAUUGAGGAGCCAGCCGGAUUUGCUGAGCGCAUUCACAAGCUCGUCUCCCUAGGACUGAACGUCGAUGAGGAGCCAGAGCCAACCGAGGAGGCCGCUGCUGAGGCAUCAACAGAUGCGCCGGUCGAGAGCGCCAUGGAGGAGGUUGAUUAG
Glarea lozoyensis ATCC 20868 is the source of this 2106-nucleotide messenger RNA. Its product is annotated as Ribosomal protein S5 2-like protein. Gene Ontology annotation, molecular function: ATP hydrolysis activity; ATP-dependent protein folding chaperone; ATP binding. The transcript has 2 exons. Gene Ontology annotation, cellular component: cytosol; perinuclear region of cytoplasm; plasma membrane. The record is from RefSeq and is a predicted model, not a curated record. Gene Ontology annotation, biological process: protein stabilization; protein folding; cellular response to heat. Bases 1 to 2106 code for a protein of 701 amino acids. NCBI's taxonomy places the organism in Eukaryota, Fungi, Ascomycota, Leotiomycetes, Helotiales, Helotiaceae.